UUGAGAAGCCAACAGAAGUGUCGCUGACGGCAGCCCCUGGCAUUGUGCAGAGGGCUGGCGUUUCUUGGUGGUGUGAGGCGGUGGGAUUUGCGCGCAAGCAUUUUGGCAAGCCAAGGCUCAGAGGCACAAGUAGGAUUCAUGUGUCAUUGCCUCCUCGGACACCAUGAAGCCCCGAAACACAGUGGAAACUCUCCUGAGAGCCCUGGGGAGAAGGGAAAGUGCCCGAAUACCAAGUAGCUGCCGGCCUGGGAAGGUGUCCGAGCCUCACAACUUCAAAGAGAAGGUUUUUAAGAAGAAGAAAAAGGCAUGUAUCGUCUGCAAGGAAUCCAUAGAAGCCCAAGGGCUUGUGUGCAGAGUGUGCAAAAUGGCAAGCCAUAAAAAAUGCGAAGCCAAGGUGCCAUCUUCCUGCCAGCCCGUCCCUCCAAGCGAACUGAGACGGAAUACAGCCCCGGUCCGGCGCAUUGAACAUUUGGGCUCCACUAAGUCCCUCAACACUGCAAAGCAGCGGAACACACUGCCCAGAAGCUUCAGUCUGGACCACGUAAUGGAGCGCAAGUAUGAUUUUGACCUCAUCUACAUCACUGAACGUAUCAUCUCGGUGUCUUUUCCUCCUGCUUUGGAGGAACAACGUUACCGUAGCAAUCUCCGAGAGGUGGCGCAAAUGCUCAAAUCCAAGCAUGAGGACAAGUAUCUGCUCCUCAACUUAUCAGAGAAACGGCAUGACAUCAUCCGGUUGAACCCCAAGGUGCAAGAUUUUGGCUGGCCAGAUCUGCAUGCUCCACCUCUGGACAAAAUUUGUUCCAUCUGCAAAGCCAUGGAGACCUGGCUAAAUUCAGAUCCUCAGCAUGUGGCUGUCCUUCACUGCAAGGGCAACAAGGGCAAGACGGGUGUGAUCGUAGCCUCUUACAUGUACUACAGCAAAAUCUCGGCAAGUGCAGACCAGGCCCUCAGCACACUAACCAUGCGCAAGUUCUGUGAAGACAAAGUAGCUGCCUCUCUCCAGCCAUCGCAGAAGAGGUAUAUCCAUUAUUUCAGUGGGCUUCUCUCAGGCACGAUCAAGAUGAACAGCAAUACCCUUUUUCUGCACCACGUCCUGCUCCCAGCCAUUCCUACUUUUGAAAGUGGAGGAGGUUAUCAACCUUUCCUAAAGAUCUACCAAUCCAUGCAACUGGUCUAUACCUCUGGGAUCUAUAGCCUCCAUGGUGCCAGUGGCACUCAGAAGAUCUGUAUCACUCUGGAGCCGGCCUUGCUCUUGAAGGGAGACGUCAUGGUGAAAUGCUAUCAUAAGCAUCUGCAGGGAGGAGAGCGAGAUGUUGUGUUUCGGGUCCAGUUUCACACUUGUACCAUCCACAGCACCCAACUCUGGUUCAGCAAAGACGAGUUGGAUGAAGCCUGGAGAGAUGAAAGAUUUCCCUUUGAAGCAAGUGUGGAAUUUGUCUUCUCUUCUAGUCCAGAGAAAAUUAAAGGCCGAGAAACCUAUAGAAACAAUGCUGAUGUCGCCGUGGAUUACAGUAUCUCUGAUCCUAUCGUCCGCUGGGAUUCCUACGAGAACUUCAACCUGCAGUAUGAGGACAGUUUGGAAGAUGUCUUACACACUCAGGGUCCUCUGGACGGAAGCCUGUAUGCACGGGUCAAGAAGAAAAACGAGCUGAGUCACUUCUCCUCCAGCAACGGCAGCCCAGGAAGCCUAGAGUCUCCACCACCGCAGGGUGGGCGCCUCUUGUCCAUCAGCAGUGACUCAGGACACUCCUCUAUGCUAACGGAGAAGGCAGAAGACAACACGCCUCCAUCCAGGCCUCAGCCCACACCAGCUGAGAAGGAAGAGUUGGAUCGGCUCUUGGGGGGCUUUGGCGUCCAGCCUCAGCAGUCAAGCGAGGGGUCUUGUUCUCAUUCAGUUUCUCCUCCUGCCACUAAAGAGAGAGAAACAGCCAUUUUAGAGGAUGAACUUUCUGAUAUAGGCCAGCCAGGAAGCUCUUUCUCCUAUCAACCUCCACGUUCUGGCCUGGCCCGCCAUUGUUCUUGUCGUCUGGAUUAUUGCUCCCACAGCCCCGAGAGACCUCGCAAUAUGUCCUAUUAUAGGCCGGAAAGUGUUUUGGAGCGGCGGCAGCCCAUCCACAAUGGGGGGCACUCUCACCUGCACUCGGAGGGAUAUGAGGAGAAACGACGCGUGUUCCGUUCCCUUUCGGAGGGCCUACAGCCCCAUACCUACCCCUACGGCCAUGAGCUGCUGCCUCCUCACAGUCCUAACAGGCGGGAGCCCAAUGAGCUGCUUAUCUUGGAGGACCAGCCUACCUUUUUAUGCCCAUGCCAAGAUUGCCAAGAAGCAGCACGGGAAGAAUCAAGGCUGCCCCUGGCUUCCUUCUACAAUUUACACCUGGAUCAGGAACCGGACUUCUGGGGGGUAGACAGGCCACCCAUGCUUCAUCAUCCUCUCCACCGGGGUGGUCAGCCGGUGCCUAUCCUAAUGCCAGCCAGCUAUGGGCCCCAUUCCAUGCCCCAUCAUCAGGCUUUUAACUUUGAGCCCAAUGUGAUGGCCACUCAUUUAGGCCAUGGGUAUCCAGCCCACCAGAGGCCCAAAGUAACAGAAGAUAAUGCGGAGGCAUUUGCUUAUCAUCGCUAUGGCUCAGCCUACCAUCCAGUUCCACCUGGAUAUACCUGUGGCAGAACCCCAGUCAAGCCCUGCCUCUCCCCCUACACAUCGGGGUACUUGGCGUCUCCUCACUCGGGCUCCAUUUCACCAACCAGCCCGCUGUAUCCACCAUCCCGGAAGCAUGGAUAUGAACUCCCAGAGGGCAACGAUGGAUACUUACUGCCAUCAUCCACAGAACAACCAUGUGAGCUUCAAGACUGCAGGGAGGGCAUCCCCUGGCAAAACCUGCCUGCCUCCCUACAACCUCAUCAGCAGGAGGUCCGAGCUGCUUGUACAGAUGAGUCUACAUCUCCCAUGCCUGUGCACACCAGCAGUCCUGUAUUCAACAACAACAACAACAGCCCUGGAUCUCGCAAGCUCUGCCACAAGACCGCCAGCCCCCUGGAGAACAUGCUCCAGUCAAACCUUGAGGAGCAAUCCUCUCCUGGAUACAAAAGAGCCCCUGAGAGAAUGACCUCAUCAGGCAACCCAUCCCAAAUCUUAUCCCCAAUGCCGGCUUUCGUGCACUUCCCUGCCUUCAGGCCACAAGCUAAUGGAGCCCCCCAGAGGCCAGGCCUCCAGGCGCCACAGCUGUGUUCUCGCAAUUACUGUGCUUCUAGUUCGCCACACGUGCCUCCUUCGGCCCCCGCCAAGCACUCUCCCUUCCUGGAAAGGCAGCAGCAUCAAAAUGGCUCCGAUGCCUGUGGCCUUAGUGCUACAGUGCCGAUGCCCCAUGAGUUGCCCCCUCAAGAUUCUCUGGAGCAUCAGCCAGGGCCUAUCAUGGAGAGACAGCCCCAGAGGCUCAUGCCCAAGGCUCCCUGCCCCAGCCAGCCCUCUCCUGGCUGCAGGACAGUCUCUGGUGCUCCAGCCUCACCUACCACUCCGGCCAUCUACAAUGGGAGAUUGCAGACUGAGCGAGAUGAACUGGACGCAAAGGGCCUUCCCCACGGUCCCAACCUCAGCCCCUCUCUUGGGCCCUGCUCCCUCAGCAUCCAGCCCCCAGCGCUCGGCUGUGGCAUUGCUGAUAUGCAGAGCUCACCGACUCCAGCCUUCCCCAUUGCAACAGCCUACUACACAGGCAUGGAGGGCAGCUCUGGCAGCCGAGAGCAACCUCGGGAGUCCCAGCAGCCUCCGCUGCCUGAGAAACAUCACCUACUGGCCACCAGGACCUGGGAGAGGAACUCACCACCCGGGCGUAGUCCAGGCUCUGCUCACCAUGUCACCUUUGCCCCUGGGGUGCCUGACGGCAUUGCACCUGGCCCAGAUCUCCAGCAAGAGAACCCGGUUAGCGUCAAAUUUGUCCAAGACACGUCAAAGUUCUGGUACAAGCCCCACUUGUCUCGGGACCAAGCCAUUGCUCUCCUGAAGGACAAGGAACCCGGCACUUUCCUCAUUCGGGACAGUAACUCCUUCCAGGGGGCCUAUGGUUUGGCUUUGAAAGUGAUAACACCUCCACCCAACAGCAUCAACCAUUCCACCAAAGGAGACCCCGCUGAGCAGCUGGUGCGCCACUUCUUGAUCGAGACGGGACCCAAAGGGGUGAAGAUCAAGGGUUGUAACAAUGAGCCCCAUUUUGGCAGCCUGCCAGCAUUGGUCUCCCAGCACUCCAUCACCCCCCUCUCGUUGCCUUGCCAACUCCGCAUCCCAAGCAAAGAUCUCACUGAGGAAAGACCAGAGCUGGCCAUUCCCACCAAUAUGAGCACUGCUGCUGACCUGCUGAAGCAGGGAGCAGCCUGCAGCGUGCUUUACCUGAGCUCUGUGGAAACAGAGUCCCUGACGGGGCCACAGGCUGUGGCGAAGGCGACCACCAGUAUCCUGGCUUCGACUCCCCAUGCUUCGGCCAGUACCGUUCACUUCAAGGUGUCAGCCCAAGGCAUCACACUCACAGACAACCAGAGGAAGCUGUUUUUCCGGCGUCAUUAUCCAGUCAACAGUGUUACCUUCUGCAGCACGGAUCCUCAGGACCGCAGGUGGGCCAACACGGAUGGCACUACAUCCAAGAUCUUUGGCUUUGUUGCCAAGAAACAAGGCAAUCCAUGUGAGAAUGUCUGCCAUCUUUUUGCUGAGUUAGAUCCUGAGCAGCCAGCAUCGGCCAUCGUCAAUUUCAUCACCAAGGUUAUGCUGGGCACACAUCGGAGAUGAAGGCAGCUUGGCAAUUACUCCAGGCCUCUCACAUGCCAUUCUUCCUUCCUCCCCAUCUUAACUGCCUGUCUGGAUGCCUAUGAUGUUUUGUGGCAUCUCUGCAACAUGGGAACAGGAAUGGCUAGCUCUGCAGCGUUACUCAAAGUAGUCUUCUACCCUCUCCAUUUUAAUCCACUGUAUUAUUUCCACAAUCCACUGACCAGAUACAGUGGGGAAAGAGCCCACUUGAUCCCAACAGAUCAAGUGUGAGGUUUUAACAUUUCUCACUACCACAGAAAACACCCAGGAACAAAAGCUCUGACGAAGACUGCACAACUUACAGUAGUGUGCUACUUCUUCCAUAAGCCAAGAUUUUGUGACCUGAUUAUAGCUAAAUGCAUUCUAAAGCAUCCAGGUGGGGAAGCAUUUUUUUGUACAGAUGAAGAAGAGAGAGGUUUCUCUAGCCAGGCCAAAGAACACACUAAAUUUACUUUGAGACACAUUUAAGAACCACCAGACUUCUGGCGGAAAGCAUAACCCUAACCCUAACCACCUGAGAAAAAAAUAUCUAGCAGCCUUUCCUUCUACAAACAGCAUUGCUCUGGGCAAGCACGCCACUUUAAUGGAGAAACAGGGCACUGGAGGUCCAAUCUUGUAUCUCACUCCAACAAGCAGAUUAGGCAUGACAGUCUUUAUUUGUAAGGCGUUAUCCAAUCCUAAAUUGUUUUCUUUCAUUAGACAAAGUGGUGCCCAGCUUUGUAUAAAGCAAUGAAUUAUUCUUGGAAUUAUACAAACUCAGGUUCUAGCUGUCAAGUUUUUUGGGGGGGGAUUCUUCAAUGCACGGUCUUUUUGAAAAAAUAGAAAGCUUCCCUCCAGUUUCCUAACUGAUUAUUGGCCUUACUGAUUUAUUGGGUCUGAAAACCCCUAUAAUCCAAUGCUGUUGUCUCUGAAGCCUGGAAUUAAGCUACUAUUAUUUUUUCAGUUACCGUCACCCUUCGAGAUACAACAUGUCUGGGUAACCAAUUGUGCUGCUGCUGUUUAGUGCUGCUCUGUGAACGUCUGAUCUGGGAUACAAUUAGUGCAAGCCGCUACUGUAGUUCAAUAACUUUUGAGCUUGCUCCAGUGCUUGAUUUUCAUUUUGAAUUGACACUGACAACGGAAGGAGAAACCAACAGAUACAUCAUGAAUUCUUCAGUAUCGUGGAAAUGGUGACCAAGUAGGGGAACACAAAACUCAAAUGUAGUUCAAGAGUCAUCCCCCCCACACCAAACAACCUCACUAAGGAUUGCAUCUUAUUUGUAAUGCAUGCAAGCAUUUUGGCCAGUGUAGGCUCUACAUCAAAAUGGCAAACUGAUUGAAGCAAGAAACGCUUUUAAGCUCCGUAUGUGAAAAUACUGCCAACUGUGUGAGAGGUACAUACAUUCCAUUUGUCUUGUGGUGAUGAGAAGCUGGAACAGACACAUAAUGCUUAAGUUGUUGAUGUAAAAUAUCCCAACUGACAAUAGGCCAUAAAUACCUUGGCCAGUGAGUUCUAUAAUGGAGUAACAUGUGCAGCAUUAGGCAAUUGUAUGUGAUGAAGGAUAAGUGUUGGGCAGAGUGGAUUCUCAAUUCCCAAAGACCUUGCAGAUACUGCUAAGGCUAGAGGCUACUCCCUAGGAUAAAAAGAUAUUGGGAUGAACAAGAUACAUUGCUCUCAUUUCAAUUCAAAGUGGAAAGCAGCAGGAAUCUAGAACGUAAUAGGUCCAAGAAGGAUGUGUUGGUUCUCCACAGUGAAAGCUAUUUUGAUUUCAUGGAAAAUCAUCUGGACAUCUUGUUGAGUUUGACUCCUAGUUCUAAGCAACGAGCUAAAAUCCAAAUAAUUGGUUGGGGAGGACCAUAUAUCACAUGCAGCUCAUUUCUUAAAGAUCAAUUGGCUGGCCACUGAACACAAUUUUUUGCUUCUGAUCCGCCUAAGUUUAGAAACUCACAAAACAUACUAAGAAAAUGGGCAGGUGAUCAAUGUUAGUUUUAGCAGUUUGAUAGCUCAAAAAUCCAUUUUAAUGACUCUCUUCAGACACUCAGGAUUCACUUUCCUAUACAACUAUUUAAAGAGUUUAUCUCUGCAUCUGGAUAGCACACAGCAGAAUAUAUGAGCAGUCACAGGAUUAAGGCACAGGAGGAGGUGAAGGGCUUAAAAAAACCUUGAUGUAACAGAAGCCUCAUUUUAAUUAUUUCUGGGUUUUGAGUUUUUCAUUCCAGAAGACCAGCUGUGUGUAUUUUCCUUCCCCACCAGACUAGAAGAUUGCUUUUUUUUUUUUAAAUCCAAUUCAGAAUUGUGUUCUUAAUAAGCAUAGUAUAUUAAUUCCUCAUGUGCUUAGGUGCAAUUGGUUGAACCAACCUCCCAUUAAGACAUGCCAGCGCAAGUACCAAGGAAGCACACAGCAGUUGUGCUUGGAGGAGUCCCUGUUCUUGGUGGAGCACCUCUGGUGAGAUUCACAUAAGAUUCCCCCCACCAACAUCUUCAAGAUGGGUCAUUGAGCGCAAAAGACAUAUCAUAUGAGCUAGUGAAGAGAGUUCUGCUGCUCUACAAACGUGCCUUCCAAUCUUUGAAAGUGGCGGGAAGGGGAGGGUUGGGUUUAGUACAGAGUUUUAUUUUGUCUACUAAAGAAUUUAUAUCUGAAUGUUAGCGAGAGAUGUCUUGAUAAUAUAUAUGUAUGUGUGUAUAUAUAUAUAUAUAUAUAUAUAUUUGUGAAGGGGGAGGGCGGGCAGGGGAGAGAAAGCUGCAGCACUAUUAUUUUUUAUAUCUGUAUUUUUAUCUUCUGUACAAACGACAACCCGUUUCUCGUUUAUUCAAAAUUAACAUACCAGGAAAAGAAA
Messenger RNA from Pantherophis guttatus, 7606 nucleotides. It is a transcript of the gene TNS2, whose product is annotated as tensin 2. Gene Ontology annotation, cellular component: focal adhesion. Lineage: Eukaryota; Metazoa; Chordata; Lepidosauria; Squamata; Colubridae. The record is from RefSeq and is a predicted model, not a curated record. Gene Ontology annotation, biological process: peptidyl-tyrosine dephosphorylation. Gene Ontology annotation, molecular function: protein tyrosine phosphatase activity; protein binding.